UUGUAUUCUCCUACCUAUGCACUCCUUGCAACCUCACCAACUUUCCUUUUCAUCUCUCUGAUCACGCCCUUAUUAGCUUCACUCUCUCCUUGGCUUCCUCCUCCUUGUCUUCCAACUACCAAACAGUUACCCGUAGAAACCUUCACUAUCUUAACCCUUCUUUUUUCUGCAACAGAUUGUCUCUAUGACAAAAUCUCAGCCCUGUCCUGCCCCAACCUGGCCACUUUUGUAUACAACAGUUCACUGUUAUCCACCGUGGACACAUUGGCCCCCCUCACUACACACAGAAUUAGGCCUCGACCACUACAGCCCUGGCAAACAGACAAUACCAGAUGCCUCAAAAAAUGUAUCUGUGCUCUUGAGCUUUUAUGGCGUAAGACUAAGACCCAGCAAGAGUUUGACCAAUAUAAUUCUACC
This is a messenger RNA of Staurois parvus, 417 nucleotides long. The record is from the annotation of a GenBank genome assembly. Lineage: Eukaryota; Metazoa; Chordata; Amphibia; Anura; Ranidae.